AUGCACGUUCGUCUCCUCCCCCUCGUCCUCCCCGCCGCCGCGGUCGCCCUCUCAGCAACCCUCUACCACGCCACGACCCACACCUGGUGCAUCCCCCAACCCGUCACCGGCGAUAAACAAUCAAACCUCUUCUCCGCCUUCCAACACGGCGCCUGGUCCGGCGAUUCCCACCUCAUUGAGAAAACGUUCAACAAAUACAUCGUCGAGGACUACAUCCAACACAACCCUUUCCUGCCUCAAGGCGCCGCGCCGGUGGUGGAGCUUCUGAAGGGGUUGACGAAAAGUACGAGUUUGGAGGCUGUGAGGAUGGGGUUUGAUGGUGGUCUAGGUUGGGUCCACUCCCGCGGGAGUCCGAAACCGGGCCAUGAAGACGAGGGGAAAGUCACGGCGAUUGUGGAUAUCUAUCGCAUGAAUGGGAGUUGUAUCGUGGAGCAUUGGGAUGUUAUGCAGGAGGUUGCGGGGAAUGCGACGAACGAGUUGGGGAUGUUUUAG
Molecule: messenger RNA, 492 nt
Organism: Zasmidium cellare ATCC 36951
Lineage: Eukaryota; Fungi; Ascomycota; Dothideomycetes; Mycosphaerellales; Mycosphaerellaceae
Exons: 2
Coding region: 1-492 (163 amino acids)
Source: RefSeq, a predicted model, not a curated record